Molecule: messenger RNA, 1662 nt
Organism: Ceratitis capitata (Mediterranean fruit fly)
Lineage: Eukaryota; Metazoa; Arthropoda; Insecta; Diptera; Tephritidae
Gene: Lsd-1
Product: lipid storage droplets surface-binding protein 1
Exons: 7
Coding region: 218-1447 (409 amino acids)
Biological process (GO): positive regulation of triglyceride storage; lipid storage
Cellular component (GO): lipid droplet; cytosol
Source: RefSeq, a predicted model, not a curated record
UCAGUGGAUCGCAAGCGCAACACUAAACAGUCAACAUUUAGCCAUCACGAAGGAAGCUACUUUGGCGGGCGUGCAUAAAUUUCGAUUAUUGAGAUUUGAAAACAAUUUAAAAAAUUAAGUGUAUAUAUAUGUAGAUAUACAGUUGAAUAAUUUUGUGAUUAUAUUAAUUAGAGAUAUAUAAAAUAAAUUAAAAAACUAGCAAACAAACUGCACUGACAUGGCGAAUGCACCGAGCAGCAAAUUACGCCUCGAAUCUCUCGAUCGAAUCGUCAGCAUUCCUUUGGUCGAGACCAGUUUCAAACGCAUCGAAAACUUAUACGACAAAGUCAAACAUAAUAAUCGACUUUUCAAUUGGUAUUUCGAAACAGCCGAGUCUACCAUCUUUGCCGCCUAUGAAUCCGUACAGCCGGCGGUUAAACUCUUCGAAGCGCCUAUAAAACAACUCGAUGGCGUAAUGUGCAAAAGUCUGGACUUAUUAGAGCAACGUAUACCGUUAGUGUAUUUGCCACCCGAAAUGCAGUAUGACUUCAAGAUGUAUUGGAAUACAAAGGAAUAUAUGUCGGAUCAUCUGGUGCGACCAGUGCUGAAGCGUGCAGAUUCCGUCAAACAAAUGGGUAAUACCGUUUUGGAGAGUUCACUGACAACCUAUGCUGCACAACGUCUCGAUGAAGCCUUCACGGUUGGUGAUAAAUUUGUUGAUAAAUAUUUGGUGCCCAUACCCGGCGAUCAAGUCGAUGCUCCCAUCGAGGAUGACAAUAAUGCUGGUGCUGCGAACGAGAAAGGCGCCAUUAAGGCAAUUCAUCACGGACAACGUUUCUCUCGCAAACUCACACGCCGUUUAACACAGCGCACCUUGGCCGAGGCGAGAGCACUGAAGAAACAAAGCAAGGAAGCCAUAAAUAUACUCAUCUAUGCAGCAGAGUUGAUUGCCACCGAUCCAAAGUUGGCUUUGCAAAAAGCUAAGGAGCUGUGGGGCUAUCUGAGUGCUGAUGAGCCAGAGAAUCAAGCGCGUCCAGUUAGUUUGGAACAGCUGAUUGUACUUAUUACACGCGAAUCGGCUCGUCGGCUUGUGCAUCUUGUCAAUUUUAGCGCACAUAUCGCUGCGAACAUACCAAAGACAGUUUCACACACCACAACCGAGGUCGUGCAUCACUUAAUCUAUUACAAUAAUCGCAUUAUAAGCAUAACAAAACUAGAUAAAGUAAAGAACAUGUCCAAAGAAGAAGCUGAAUCUUUAAUUAAGCGCGCAUUGUCUUUCUACGGCAGUAUGCAGAUUUUGAGUAACAGCUACUUGGAACGUUUGGCAACUUUCCUUUCGGGACGCAUUGAAGCGGAAAAGGUCACUAUAACCGCUGUCUCGUCCACAUCGGGCACUUCCAAUGCUAGGCGACGUAUUGAGCCACAGGACAACAAUGUUCCCGCUCCUCAUAUAAAUGGCGUUUACUGAGAAAUAGAAAUUUUUAUUGCAAUCGUAUUUUUAUUUCAAAUCAUCGACUUUUAUUUUUGCUUUCAUAUCCCCACUAAUUAUUAAGUUGUUAAAAUGCAGAGCAGAUAAUUUUAGGGAUCGUCGAAUGUGUUGUUGAUGCAAGUAUUUACCCACAUUUUUACUCUACUUAGCUUUUUCAUUUAUUCCAAACAGUAAUUCUCAAAUACAUUUUUUUA